Molecule: messenger RNA, 1750 nt
Organism: Cuscuta epithymum
Lineage: Eukaryota; Viridiplantae; Streptophyta; Magnoliopsida; Solanales; Convolvulaceae
Source: the annotation of a GenBank genome assembly
UAUGCUCCAAAAUUAAACAUUUCUUAAUUGACUUCUUCCAUUCUCCGAUCAGAUCCUUUGUUUCUAAUCUAACAGAGAACCACAACCACAUUAUAACUCGCCGCCGACACUACUCCCCGAUCACCACCAUGUCAAAACUCGCCGGCGUUCAUGUCCUAGUAUUCCCAUACCCAGCACAAGGCCAUAUGCUUCCUCUCCUAGAUUUCACGCACCAGCUCGCCAUCCGCAACCUUACCAUCACCGUCCUCGUGACCCCCAAAAACCUCCCCUUCUUGUCCCCUCUCCUCGCAAGACACCCCGCCAUCAACACCCUCGUUUUGCCUUUUCCGGCGAACCCAUCGAUCCCCGACGGCGUCGAGAACGUCAAGGACCUCCCUCCCUCCGGCUUCCGUGCCAUGAUACCCGCUCUCGGCGGCCUCAAAGAUCAAAUCAAAGACUGGUUUCGAUUUCACCCUUCGCCGCCGGUAGCAAUCAUUUCCGACAUAUUCUUGGGGUUCACCCACCGACUUGCCGUCGAGCUCGGUGUUCGCCGGUACGUCUUUUCCCCCUCCGGCGUCGUGGCCAUGUCCCUCGGUUUCACCCUGUGGAGAGAGAUGCCCAAACGGAAGAAUCCGGACGAUGAGAGUGAGGUUUUCCGUUUUCCGAGCCUUCUGAACUGCCCGGAAUAUCCCUGGUGGCAGCUUUCUCCGAUUUACCGGAGCUACGUGGAGGGAGACCCAGAUUCGGAGUUCAUCAAACAGUCGUACCUGGAUAAUACCGUGAGUUCCGGGCUUCUGUUCAACACUUUCAGUGCGCUGGAGGGGGUCCACACAGAGCACCUCAAAAAGUACUUGGUCAACGAGAGGAUUUGGUCCGUCGGUCCACUGUUGCCUCCCGGCGAUGAAAACUCCGGGCCGGCGGAGCGCGGCGGAUCGAGCACCGUCUCAACGGAUGAGAUACUGAGUUGGCUCGACUCGCGGGAGGACAACUCGGUUGUCUACGUUUGCUUCGGCAGUCAAGCAGUGUUGACCGACCGGCAAAUGGAGGCGCUAGUGCUCGGGCUUGAGAAGAGCGGAGUCAACUUUCUGUGGUCAACGAAGGUGCCCACGGGGCACGUGGGUGAAGGCUACGGGGCGAUACCCACGGGUUUCCGGGAACGUGUGGGCCCGAGGGGACUAGUGAUCCAAGGAUGGGCCCCACAGGUAUUGAUUCUCAAGCAUCGUUCUAUAGCGGCAUUCCUGACCCACUGCGGGUGGAACUCGACGCUAGAAGGAAUAGUUGCUGGCGCGCCAUUGCUGACAUGGCCGAUGGGCGCCGACCAAUACGUGAAUGCGGACCUCCUAGUGGACGAGUUCAAAGUGGGGAUGAGAGCAAGUGAGGGACAGGAAAUGGUGCCGGACUCGGACGAGUUGGCUCGUUUGUUGAGCAAAGCCGUGAAAGAGGGAGGUGGGGAGGCGAAGGUGCGUGCUUUGGAGCUGAAACAUGCAGCGUUGGAUGCCAUUGUUGAGGGAGGUGAUUCAUUCAACAAUCUCGAAAACUUCGUCAAGCACUUGAGUGAAUUGGCUUCGGAACCAAAAGGAAACAAACAAUAGUAAGCCAAUUUGCCGUUCAAGGCGCUACUUUUCGUUUUUUUUUUUGGGUUUUUUUGCGUGAAUAAGUUGAAAUCUUUAUACGGCACACUUCAUACUUUUUAUUUUUAAUAAUACUCGAUAGCCCGUAUCGUCUCACAAAUUAUUCCUUAAUAGGAGCCAUUUCGUGCAACAGUGCAAGC